Messenger RNA from Aedes albopictus (Asian tiger mosquito), 3558 nucleotides. RefSeq lists its product as uncharacterized. The coding region runs from base 210 to 3131 and encodes 973 amino acids. The record is from RefSeq and is a predicted model, not a curated record. Gene Ontology annotation, molecular function: mRNA binding. The transcript is spliced from 5 exons. NCBI's taxonomy places the organism in Eukaryota, Metazoa, Arthropoda, Insecta, Diptera, Culicidae.
UCGACACGCGACAUCGACGGACGACGAGCCUUUUCAUUGAUCACCAGCUUUUUCACGCAGUGAACAUCGAUUCGAGUGCUGCCUUCUGUGCAUUCAACGUAACAAGAAAAAAACGGCCGAUAUCAAAAUUCUAAUAAAUUUUAUAAUUACAAGUGCUAAAAUCAGUUUCAUUAUUAAAUUUGUGCAGUUCUAACUACUGAAUUAUCAAAAUGUCUCAAGUCGAGAAGAAAACCGAACAAUCCACCGGAGAACACGAGACCGAUACUUCGAAGGGUAAUUCUGAGUAUCAACGCAGAAUCAACGUCGCUAAUUUGCCAUGGGAUGUGACCGAGCAGCAGUUGCGUAAUUUGUUCAGCGAUCAUGAGGUCGAGAAGGUGGACAUAUAUCAUUACCGCAGGUACACAGUGGCCGCUGUUUUGUUCAAGAACAAAGAAACUAAGGCUGCGGCUCUCGCUGGGAAGGAAAACUUCAUGUUCGGUGAUCGCCGUCUGCGCAUGUACUCGGAACUCACAUACAUCCGCUAUAUCAAGCGAGAGCUCGUCGUGACCGCCAUUGAAGAUGAGAACAUGACCGAAGAGCAACUGUGGGAUAAGGUCAAGGCUGCUGGAGUGGAACCAACUUCGGUGCUGAUCUUCUACCCGUUGGGCUACGUUACCUUGGAGAAGGAUUGCGACAAGCCUGCCGUGCUGGAAAAGCUAAAGGCAGCUGGUUUUAAUGCGCAUGACGUGAACCAACGUGACCAGAACCACCAUUUGGAUAUCUGGCGUGAGGCCACAUUAUUCUUCCGGAACCGCAAUCGCGUGCAGCUUUUGAACAUCCCCAGCAAGUGGAUUGAAGAUAAGGAGGAGAUGAAGAAGCAGUGCGCCGAAGGCGGUACCAUCAUCGAAGCUGUUACAAGUAAUGCCGCUCAAAAUCCCUCAGUGAUUCCCAACUAUGCUCGUAUCUUCUAUGAGACUGAAGAACAGGCCGCCAAAGCUGCAAAGGCUCUGAAUGGACGCGUUGUUGAAGGCAAGCGUAUCCAUGCUCUGUAUCCGGGAAUUGUUUUGAUGCCCAACUACAAGACUUCGGUCUAUGUUACGUCGUUGAGUAAGGGCGUCACGGAAGAGCAGGUCUACGACUACUUCAAGCAAUUUGGCGAAAUCGAGUUCACCAGCCGUCGCAACUGCGGCGAUGCUGCUAUAAUCUGUUUCAAGAACGCUGCUUCCGUUGAUAAGGCACUUGCAUGCACCACCUUCCCGGCUCCUACCGAGGAGAACAAGGAUGCUACCAAGGAGGUCGUUGUUAAGAAAUACGAUGGCCCAUUGGUACUACGCCCGUUUACCUUCAAACGCAAGCUGGAGUCCACAGAGGGAGAAAAAGUAAAAACUGAAAAAACCAAAGAGCAACGAAGUGUGCUGCAUAAGUUGAAGGCUUACCAUCCGAUCUACGUUGGCAACGUGCCGUUCAAUUGUCCACCUUUGGAACUAAAGCAAUACUUCGCCCAGCAUGGACCAAUCAAGUUCAUGUUCUCGCCACAAAUUUUCUCCUACCGCAACAGCGCACCACAUCCCGUGAAGACGUUUAUCGUCUACUAUAUGAACCGUGAAAGCCAGCAGAACGCUGUCCGCUUCUUCGAUCAUAAGUUCUUCGGUGGCCACCGAUUGCAUGUGCUUCCACUGCGUGGAGCACAAUGCAUGGAUGUUAAGAAGACCAUCAAGAUGACCCAGCUGCCAUCCAUGUCUGAGGAUGCUUUGUUCAAGAAAAUCAAACCAUUCGUUGGCAAGAUCAAUCGCAUCGUGAAGAAGGUUCGGUUUGAAGCGUUUAUCGAACUGGAAGAUACCGCUGAUGUCGUGAAAUUGAUGAAGACUGAAACCCCAAACCAUCCCCUGCCGAAAAGCAAGAUGGAACAGCUCACUACCCCGAUCAGCGUUCGCUUAUACGAUGAGGACGAUGUUCGCAUUUUGAACGGCAUUGCGAAGAUCGUCGAAAAGAACCCAGACAUGUUGAAGAAGACUGUUCUACCACUCAACAAGCGCCCACGAAUGGACUUCGGCGGCCCAGGUUUUAAUCAAGGCCCUGGAGGCUUCAAUCCCAAUAUGAACAAUCCAAAUGCUAUCCAAGAUUUGUUGCGCCUUGCGUUUUUGUCCGGCAAGAACGUUGGCGAGAGUCUGGCUUCUAACCAGAGCUCGUUCGGAUCUGACUCAUCAAUCGCCAAUUCCACCAACUUUGGCGACGGCAGUUUUGGUAACCGUAACCGCAACAGCCAAGGCGGUAACCAAGGUAACAUUCGUGGUCAAGGAAAAAUGAACCAGAAUUCUGGUGGCAACAAUAAUGCCGGAGGUAACAAUUUCCAAGGUUCCCCAGGAAAUCAAAACCGUGGUGGACAAAACAUGAAUCGUGUUAAUCAGCAGAACCAGAACCGUAGUGGUAUUAUGAACACGAGUAACAUGAAUCAGAGCGGAGGUAAUUUCAAUCGCCCUCAGCAAAAUAAGCCAAUGAACAUGAAAACCGGCAAUCAAAAUCGCAAUAAUCAGGUUGGUGGUUUCAAUAUGAACCGCAACCAAAAUAACAGCAGUUUUGAUAACGACAAUUCCUUUGGCGGAGGAAAUAACUUUGGCAACAACCGCAGCAACAAUUUUUCCAAUGAUAGUUUUGGAAUCGACGAUAAUAACUUUGAUAACAAUGGCAGCAAUAACUUCUCGAACGACAACUACGGUGGCAAUACUAGCCGUAACUUCGGUGGUAACAUGCGCAACCAGAACGAUAACUUCAACUCGUUCGGUAGCGGAAAUAAUAGUGGCAGCACCGGUGGAAACAAUCGCUUCAUCAACGAUGGGAACAAUUACAAAAGCAGUUUUAACAACCGCAGCAACCAAAACAAUAGUUUUGACAACGGUAACAACUUUUCUGGCAAUAAGGGUGGCAAUUUCGGCAACCGUCAGAACAAAUCUUUCAACCAGAGUGGCAACCAGGGAGGUGGUAUGUCGUUUGGUGAAUUUAAUUCGAAUAAUUCCAACCGUAGCGGUAAUUUCGGGGCAAACAAUUCUGGGUUCAGUCCUGGCAAUGCCGGAGGAAACAAAUGGAACAACAAUUCCCAACAGUCCAAUACUGGCAGCCGCCUCGCUGGUAGCAUUUUCAGUCGACGCUUUUAAACAGCUAAUGUAAGGAAAAGUUUAUUUUUACUUAACGAUUAGUGUUUAUGAUUUCUUCUAUCCCAAUGGGGAUGCCAGAAGGCCUGUCUAGGAAGCGUACUCUUUCUAGGUUUAGGCACAAGAGACAAAUGUAUACUAUUUUUAAGUCAACCGCGCAUUUCUUAACACAAAUGAGACGAAUGAAAAUAAUAAUAAUUUACUGUUCUUUUUACAAAAUUUGUAUUUUCAAAUGUCGGUGCACUUCUAAUGAGGUUAGCGACCGUAUCCAAGACAUAUUCACAAAAAUGAAUGCUAAUAUGUACAUAGAUUUCUUGACAUCUUCGCGAUGGACAUUAUAACAACAUAAACAUUAUAAAAUGAACAACUAUUAGAUUGUUAUACUAAUGUUAAACUGAAAUAAAAUGUGUAAUACUGAAGUUAAAUCAAA